This is a messenger RNA of Dimorphilus gyrociliatus, 3001 nucleotides long. The record is from the annotation of a GenBank genome assembly. Lineage: Eukaryota; Metazoa; Annelida; Polychaeta; Dinophilidae.
AGUAGUACCGAAAUUGAAAAAUGGCGGCUGCUGAUGGAGGCGGAACAUCAGUUGUUUCGGAUGAGAAUGGUCUUGAUAAAAUAGAAGAUGAAACUGAAAAAAAACACAAGUUGAUAAUAGCUGAAAUAGAAAAUUCUGAGGGACAUUUGGGAACAGCUAUCAGAAAUGUUUACAAGGAAAAGGCCCCUGAAAAAUUUGUCAUACGACUCGACGAAAGAAUUAAAGAGCAUGAUAAGGAUAUUGAGACAAUGUGUAACUUCCACUAUCAAAGUUUUAUUGAGUCGAUUUUGGGAUUACUAGAUGUUAGAUCAGAUGUUGAUCAACUUUUCAGAUUAAUCGAGAGAAAUAACAAAGAGUUACAGGAUUCUGGUAAAAAAUUAACAGUCAAAGGCCAAAAACUGUUAGCUAAACGACAAAUGCAAAAGAACAUUGCUGAUGCAAUAGAACAUCUCAGCAUGUGCUUACCAGUUCUCGAAAUGUAUAAGAAACUUGAGGAACAAAUGAAUAACAAUAAGUUUUACUCGGCGUUGAAAACGCUCGAAGAAUUGGAACAUUCGUGUUUACCAAGGGUUCGAGAUUAUAAAUUUGCGGAAUCAAUGACGGAUUCUAUUCAAGAAAUGAGGAAGAAAAUUCAAACCCGCUCCAAAGCUGAAUUAAAUAGUUUUCUAACUAAUUUACGAAAGAGUACAAGUAGAAUCGGCGAAUUAGCAAUGAUACAAUCAGCGAGAAAUCAUGGCAUCGAUGAAUCAGUUGCUCAGAAAAAAAAGAAACGCCCAGCUCCUUCAGCUCCUUCUGCUCCAAAUCCCUUUACAGAUGAGGUUGAAAGUCACCAACAACCUGAAGAAGAAAUGUGCGAUGAAUAUAAAAUGAGUCCUCAAGAGUCUAUUGAUUAUUCACCAAUUUAUCGAUGUUUGCACAUAUAUCAAGUUCUAAGAAUUCGAUCCAAUUUUGAUAAAUAUUAUCAAGACCAGCGUGAACAACAAUCAAAACUAGCUCUUAGUCCUCCCCAAGCAUUAAGUCAAAUUGUUAAAAAGCCGGAUGACAGCCUAUUUGGGGAAAAUGUAUUAAAUUGUUUUAGGCAAUAUUUACAUGAAGUGUCUGGUUUUUUCAUUAUAGAAGAACAUGUUAUGAAUACUAUUAAGUCUGCUGACGGAAAAACUUUCUUGGAUAAAUUAUGGAAGACAGGCCUACAAGUUUUGUCAAAUAACCUAUUAAAAUAUUCUGCUUAUAUUCGAGAUCCUGAAUAUAUGCUUAAAGUAAAAAACUUGCUUCUACUUUUUUGUAAAACUUUACAGAGCUAUGGGUUUGAUAUUAGUCCAAUGGAGUCAACUUUAGUUCAAUUGAGAGAGUUGUAUGCCAAUGUUUUGGUAUCGGAAUGGCGAGAUCGUUUCAAGAGAAUAACAGACGAGGAUAAUUAUCAUCCUAUGGAAAUAGAAAGCGAAGAAGAAUAUGCAAAGCUGUUCAAAGACUUUCCCUAUAAAAUUUACGAGCAGGACAAUAUCACCUUUCCAACAACUCUACCUUUCUCAUCUAUGGUUCCCAAAUCGUUCAAGGAAGUGUUGGAGUAUAUAUUAGCGUGCAGAAAUUUUACAGAAGGUCUACAAAUUAGUGAUGCGGAACUAGAUGAUAUGAUAAGGAAAGAUGCAAACUCAGUGCUAUCAAUCUUUAACACAUCAUUAGCUGAGGUAAUAGAUACACCACGAUAUGAGGUUCAACAAAAACUUAUACAACUUUCGGUUAAUAUGGAUUAUUUAGAAAAAUCAUGUGUAUAUCUUGAAGAAUUCAUAUCGAAAGAAAGUAACGUCGAUGCUACAUUAGGGCAAACUUCUAAGUUGUUGGGAAGUUCUAUGUUUAAGGAUGCUAGAGGUAAGGCCGAAGUGGCCAUUUAUCGAAAUAUCGAAGAAAAAUUAGACGAAAUGUUUAGCUGUAACGAUUAUGAUUGGACAUCUGAUGUGCCAUUAGGUCAAGCGUCACCAUUUAUAAAAGAUGCUUUUACUUAUCUCGAGGCAACCUUUGUUUCUUUUGCCAAUCUACCAAAACACGUCUUUCAAAUGAGCUGCUUAUCAGCUUGCAAACAUAUUGCCUGCUGGUUAAUGAAAAUGAUAACUGAUCCUCAAGUCACAGCUAUUACUUUAACGGCUUUGCAACAAUUUGAAUUGGAUGUUGUAUGGUGCGAAAUGUUUGCUAAUAAAGCAUCAAAAGAAUUAAUUGGGGAUUUAGGCGAUGACUUCUUAGCAAUGACCUUUUACGACUUACGGCAAGUUGUUGACUUAUUUCUUAACAAUGACUGGAGCUUGUACUUGUCCGACUUUGGAAAACCAGAGGGAAGGUAUUCUAGAGUCGAUGGCAAUGUUGCAUUAACGAUACUAGAAAAAAUGAAGGAAGGAGAAAAAAGAAAUAAAGGUUCAUCCGUUCUCACAACUUUAAAACGUAAAAGCCCAGAGGAGAAGAAUCGCAAGAAAUUGACUGAUAGUGUAAUAAAAGAGUUGAGAAAUAAAUUAUCGAAUCUGCAACCUUGAAAAACUGACUCUUAGUAUUAAACAGAAUAACUAUUUAUUUCAAAUAAAUCAAUGAUUCGCUUCUUUACUUUUUAUAACAAAAAACAUUAACAGAUAUUAUUAUUAUUAUAGGUGGCGCUGAAAUUUCGAUUACUUUUUCUGAUUUUUUUCAUGGGGUGCAAUAGGGGAAUUGGGAAAAUACAAAUAUGAGAUAAAAGGCCAAAAACCAAAACAAUACGUAAUAUCGCAAAUUUUUAAACGUAAACGAUUGGAGUGAUAAUAUGUGAAAAUAGAACAAAACGAAUGGAACAUUGUACAUAUUGGUGAAACUAUUUUUAAAACAAUGCAGCACUGCUGUUUUAUUAUUCUAAUUAUUCUUAAAAUUGUAAGAAAUCAGAAUGAAAUUUGGAGAUUUGAAAUUAAUGAUCCAGGAAUUUUUCAAACAAGACAAAAAAUCAAAGUUAAAGUUAUUAGCGGAAACGUAAAAUUUAAGACAGAAAGCA